Pseudoliparis swirei is the source of this 2907-nucleotide messenger RNA. RefSeq names its product insulin-like growth factor 2b (gene igf2b). Gene Ontology annotation, cellular component: extracellular region. Gene Ontology annotation, molecular function: growth factor activity; hormone activity. NCBI's taxonomy places the organism in Eukaryota, Metazoa, Chordata, Actinopteri, Perciformes, Liparidae. Bases 110 to 757 code for a protein of 215 amino acids. The transcript has 4 exons. The record is from RefSeq and is a predicted model, not a curated record.
GGGACAGCCUCUCACACAUCAUCUCUAUUGCCGCAGCAAUUGGGAAACUAACUCACCUGCAACCUCCCCAACCAAAUAACCCACAACGGUUUGACUACUGCCAACUGACAUGGAGACCCAGAACAGACAAGGACACCCCUCACGUUGCCACACCUGCUGGAGGACGGAGGUCAGCCGACCGAAGGUCAAGAAGAUGACUUCGUCCAGUCGCGCGUUGGUGUUGGCGCUGGCCAUGGCGCUCUCCGUUGUGGAAAUAACCUCGGCAGAGACGCUGUGUGGGGGAGAGCUGGUGGAUGCGCUGCAGUUUGUCUGUGAAGACAGAGGCUUCUAUUUCAGUAGGCCAACCAGCAGGGGUAGCAACCGGCGCAACCAGAACCGUGGGAUCGUAGAGGAGUGUUGUUUCCGUAGCUGUGACCUCAACCUACUUGAGCAGUACUGUGCCAAACCCGCCAAGUCCGAAAGGGACGUGUCGGCCACCUCUCUGCAGGUCAUACCCAUGAUGCCCGCACUAAAACAGGAAGUCCCAAGGAAGCAGCAUGGGACCAUGAAGUAUUCCAAAUACGAGGUGUGGCAGAGGAAGGCGGCCCAGCGGCUCCGGAGGGGUGUCCCCGCCAUCCUGAGGGCCAAAAAGUUCCGAAGGCAGGCAGAGAAGAUCAAAGCCCAGGAGCAGGCAGUCUUCCACAGGCCCCUCAUCAGCCUGCCCAGCAAACUGCCUCCUGUCUUGCUCGCCACGGACAACUAUGUCAACCACAAAUGAGCCCGCUGCCAGCCCUUUGCACAGACAAGAGUUUGAAGGGAGAAAAAAAGACUAGGAGAUUAAAGCUUUGUCUCUGACGUCAUUUCUGUGGCAGUCCUCUUUGCCCUGUCCGAGCCCACCAAUCCCUCCCCCCGCUCUCAUCCACUACUUCUUGACCCCGUGGCCCUUCUCUAAUGCCCCUUUCAACCCCACCUACCCACCCUCCUCAGGCACACAAACAUGCCUUCACAUUCUUCCUGUCUGAAUUCUUUCGCUCCCUCUCUCUUUCAGUCACUGACACAAAAGGCACAAACACAAGCGAUGAAAAAAAAGUUAACAAUUCGGCUGAAUGCAAUUCAGGUGGAUCCUAAGCAAAAGAGAAAAGGGAAGGGAGAAAAGAAGAUGAAAGAGAUCUGUGGUUUGCAAGUGUCAAGAGGACACCCAGCGGAAUGUUUUUUUGUCCUUGUGGAAGACAACUGAAAGUGAAGAGCAGCUUGCAUGAAAGAAUCCAUUCCACAUCAUUUUUCCUGAGGCAAAAAGAAAAUCUCUGUUAGUUCUUCUUCUUAUUAGUUUGCACCUCUACCUAUAAAGGGACUUCCACACUGUAAGGAAUUAUUUUGUAAAAUUAGAUUCCUGUUCCAGCACCUUUUGAUCACAAACAAAAAGCAGAAAAGAGUCUGCAAAAUUGCACAUUGCCACGGAUUACGUCAAAGUAAAGAAAAAAAUGGCACUAUUUUUUUAUGAACAAUGAACGUGUAGCUUAAAAAAAUGUCAUGGUGCUAGCUUUGGGAAUGGACUCAAAGAAGAGGUUGAAAAGCACGUUUUUUUUCUUUGAAUGAAUAUUAAAACUUUCCGUUUUAAGGAAAGUGUGACUUUUGAAAAAGGAAGAUAACGGAUAUGGGGGCGCUCCUGGCAGUGGCAAUGUCAAGGGGGAAGUGUCACUGAGAGAAGACACGGGCUGUGUCGGCGUCUAGGCUCACAGCAAGUGCUAGCGGCUGCUCGUCAGUGCCUUGCCAGCAUAAAGCGGCAAGGGGGACCGGAGACCCAGUCCCUGCUCCUCCUGUCCCUGCCAGACACAGGGACCAGUGUGAGGACACAUGGGACACAGCGGACCGCCUGGAUUGAGACAGUACUACAGUUCUGGGACAGUACUUCCUGUUUGCCAUGGCUUUGCAGACUGCUCUGACAGGAAGUAACAUGGCAUGGACAAAGAGCAAGUGGGAUAAUGAUUAUAUUUUAUUUUGUCUUUUUUCUUUUCAUAUCAAUGUUUUAAUGGAAAAAAGGAAAACCCUGUCAGUUUCUGGUACCGUGACAUUCCUGUUUUACCAAGUUAGGCUUUUAUUUUUGUUUUCCAGGGUUGUUGUUAUGAUGUUAUUUUACAGUUCUAAAGAAAAACACAAAAUUUAAAUUCAAAGGGAAAAAAACAGCAAUAAUGUCAACUAACAUUUUAUUUUUAUUGUAUAUCAGUAGUAUUCACAUGCAUUUGCCUGAAAACAAAUACUUGAAUAUAUAUAUACAUCUAUAUAUAUAUCUAUAUCUAUAUAUAUGUGUAUAUAUAUUUGUAUAUAUAUAUAUACAUAUAGAUAUAUAAUUAGUUUCCAGGGACGUUGUGUUAUUUUCCUUUAGUCUGAGCUGUAUCUUGCGUAAUGAGCCGCCAAGCUUUUUUGUUUGUUUGUUGAAAUACAAAUAAGGGCACUGUAUAAAGGCAUUAUUUAUUUUGUUAUAAAAUAUAUUUGAAAAAUUGGUCCAAAUAAUAUACGUAGCACUGAUGCUCAAAUGACGGAUUUAUUUUGUAUGAUCUCUGUUUUCCAAUUGGAGUUGUAAGGCUUUUUUGUAGAUGCUUUGUACCAAAAAUAAUGUCUUUUUUUCUCCUCCUUUUUUGUUUGCCAUAGUUACUUUAAAUUAAUAUUUUAACAGCAGCAUAGCCUGGAUUGCUUAGGCAUGUUAUGUCACAGAAAUAGGCACAUACUCUGAAUACGUUGGUCUGCAUGGAUUUCCAGAAGCCUGUCAGGGGUUUCUGGGAAAAGGAUAGCAUCAAUGAGUGACUUUAUUAUUGGAAAAAUAACUGUUCAACAUUGAUUGUACUCAAACCCACUAUGUUUUGAAGCCACUUUAGUAUUGAUGGCAGGGUAAUGAUCAGUCCUUCAUUAAAUCAUGUCUUUGUAAUUGUG